Hyla sarda is the source of this 1233-nucleotide messenger RNA. RefSeq names its product eukaryotic elongation factor 2 lysine methyltransferase (gene EEF2KMT). The record is from RefSeq and is a predicted model, not a curated record. Bases 147 to 1166 code for a protein of 339 amino acids. Lineage: Eukaryota; Metazoa; Chordata; Amphibia; Anura; Hylidae. The transcript has 9 exons.
CGGCUCAGUGGACACGUGGUUUGCGCAUUCCCAGUCUAUGGGGCUGGAGGCAUAGGGAACCCCUGACUGCGUUACUAUAGAAACCUAGUGAGAAGCGUCACUGUGUAACGUCUCCUGUGCCAGGGAUAGGCGGCCAUUCACACCAGAUGGAUCUUCAGCUGCCAUCCAAUGAUCAAGUUAUGGACGCUGGACAAGCCACAUUGUGUGACACCUUCCAGCGAGACUUUCUGUGUUGCAGACGUAUUGGAUCCCUACCAUGGAAGGAACUGGACCAAGAGUUGACCCUAGAGCCACCAUUGGCUCUCUGUAUUCUGAAAAAGACGAUCAAUCAUCCAGUGUGCCGCAAGUACCCACCAUCGCUACAAUACAGACGGCUAUUCUUGUCUGAGCUGAUCAAAAAGCAUGAGCGUACGGGAGCAGAACCUCUGGAUGAUUUAUAUAGUGCAUUGGCUGAAGUCUUAAAUUCAGAAGACCCUGCAGUUUGCUAUAAAAGUUACUGUUUGCCUACAGGGGACCUUGUUACGUUAUCUGAAAAUGUUGCAAUAGUCUCAGAAGGAACAACAGGCCUGGUGACAUGGGAAGCUGCUCUUUUUUUAGCCGAAUGGGCAAUUGAACAUAAUGAUAUCUUCAACAAUCGAAUGAUUCUAGAACUUGGAAGUGGAAUUGGUCUGACUGGACUGGUCAUAUGUAAGAGCUGUUUUCCCAAGAAAUACACAUUCACUGAUUGUCACCAGAAGGUUCUUCAGCAGCUCAAAGACAACAUUCGUCUCAAUGGCUUCAUGCUGGAGGAAGAGCAUUCAGUUACCAGCGAAAACCCAACAACACUUCUGUCAGUAACUGAGCUCGACUGGGAAUCUGUUACAGAACAGCAGCUUCUAAAUCUCGAUGCUGACCUGGUUAUUGCAGCAGAUGUUGUGUACGAUCCAGAAAUUGUGACCACAUUUACAAAACUAUUGAAGCAGCUUUUCCAUUAUACAAAAGCUGGAAAAAAAAUGGAAAUUUUGGUAGCAUCAACUAUUCGUAGCCCAGAAACAUACAGACUAUUCCAGAGAACUUUAGAUGACACUGGGCUAAGGUGGCAAGUGCUUCCGGACCACAAGAGGAAUAUAUUUGCAUAUGAUAGAAACUGUACAGUACAAAUUCUAAAAGUGACUUUACAAGUGUAACUAUUUUACCAGGAGGUUGUACAUGGUGUGCAGUAAAUGUUAAUGAUAAAAGUAAUUUUGUAUAUAA